Nicrophorus vespilloides is the source of this 387-nucleotide messenger RNA. RefSeq names its product probable splicing factor 3B subunit 5 (gene Sf3b5). Gene Ontology annotation, cellular component: precatalytic spliceosome; U2 snRNP. The transcript has 2 exons. Lineage: Eukaryota; Metazoa; Arthropoda; Insecta; Coleoptera; Silphidae. The coding region runs from base 94 to 351 and encodes 85 amino acids. The record is from RefSeq and is a predicted model, not a curated record. Gene Ontology annotation, biological process: mRNA splicing, via spliceosome.
GCUGUUUGUCAAAUUGUUGGGUUAGCGGUUCAGUGUUUAUAUUUUCUUUUAAAUACAUAGAUAAAGUUAGUACAAGAUAUACAAAGUUACAACAUGGGUGAUAGGUAUAACAUCCACAGUCAAUUGGAGCAUCUCCAAUCAAAAUACAUUGGUACUGGUCAUGCUGAUACUACAAAAUACGAAUGGCUGGUAAAUCAACACAGAGACAGUUGCUCCAGUUAUUUGGGCCACCCAGAUUUGCUCAACUAUUUUGCGAUUGCUGAGAAUGAGGCAAAGGCUAGAGUCAGAUUUAAUUUGAUGGAGAAAAUGCUUCAGCCUUGUGGACCACCCCCAGACAAACCAGAAGAUUAAGUAUAUUCUUUAUAAUUUAUUAAAGACAAUUUUUUG